Molecule: messenger RNA, 1143 nt
Organism: Bombina bombina (fire-bellied toad)
Lineage: Eukaryota; Metazoa; Chordata; Amphibia; Anura; Bombinatoridae
Gene: PRRG3
Product: proline rich and Gla domain 3
Exons: 4
Coding region: 114-761 (215 amino acids)
Cellular component (GO): extracellular region
Molecular function (GO): calcium ion binding
Source: RefSeq, a predicted model, not a curated record
GGACUGGUGUGAGGAGCAAAGGAUGAGGUGACCCGCGGGUGUCAUACACAGGGGAAUGGGAGGGAGCCAGGUCAUGUGUGGGUCACAAGUGAACAGAUCAGGAGUUAUUCGUCAUGGCGUUAUUUCUUGGGCGCCAGAAUGCACAUACUCUCCUUAGACGUCUCCCUCGAGCAAAUGGUUUCCUAGAGGAACUUCGUCAGGGAACAAUUGAGAGGGAAUGUAUGGAGGAGGUCUGCAGCUAUGAGGAGGUCAAGGAGGUGUAUGAAAGCGAGGAGAAGACGAUGAAAUUUUGGAGAGGCUAUAUAAACACUCUUUACUCUGUCCGUGACCCUGCUCAGUGGCCCCAGCGUUCUGACUCUGUGUUUGUGGUGCUUCCUCUGCUGGGAUUGGCUCUUCUUUUCAUCUUUGUCCUCUUUGUUAUCUGGAGGUGUCAGUUGCACAAAGUCUCAGGCCCUCGGCCCUCCUAUAACUCUCAGAGUCGUUUUCUGCAGAGCCGCUCCUCCCGCUCCCUUCCCAGAGUGAUUGUUUACCGAGAGACAUCUGCUCACCAUCAGCAGGAGCUCUCUGCCACUAGGACCAGUUUUCAUAAUAAUGUCACCUUGCGUCCCCCACAGCGCCCUCACACCAGUCUGAGCUCUUGCAGUCCUCCACCAUCCUAUGAGGAAGUGACAGGGACGCAUGGCUCUGGAGAGAUGCCAGCUGCUUCCUACUGUGACCCUCCCCCAAAAUAUGAAGAUAUUGUGGAAGAUGCUGGCAAGUGAACUCCUUUGUUUUAUUACACUGUAAACAUCCCAAUGUAACCAGCCAACAGCUUAAAAACUUUAGCUCCUGUUGCCACUUCCCCUAUUACUUUGUAAGCCGUCUGCUUAUUAGGGGAAUGUCAGGCUGAUUGGAAAAAAUCAUAUUAUAAAAAGGGGAAGUUGGAUAUUUUAUGCUCACCCUGAAGGAAAGAAAUCCUCACACUUUCUAAAAGGCUGGACAGUUACUGAGAUUUGAGAGGUCGAUAGAAAGACAUUUUCAAAAUGGGUGCACUAUGCAUUGUUGCUAAUCUGUGGAAUUUACAAUCCAUCUAUGUACCCCAACAGCAGCUUUGCCUACAGGUUUACAAAGUAAUAAAACGUCUACUUUGCACUAUGUAAAUAA